UUCUCUUUUAUCUUUUCUUUCUCUGUCCCUCUCUCUCAACUCUUUCUGAAUAGUGUAGUUGCGCUUUCAUACUCUCCGGCCGGAGUAACCUCCCUCCAUUUGGUUUGAUCGUUGUUGAAAUCAAGUUUUUUUCUUUUUUUUCUUUUUUUUGUUUUGUAUACAAGAAAAAAUUGGUUGAUUCAAUUUGUUGAUUGAGUUAGUUUAGGGUUUGGUCGGUGGUUGAAGAUUGAGGAAAUAAAAUUAGAUGUGUUUUUUGUGUAAUGUGAGUAGAAAUUAGGGAUUUUGGCGCGAAUUGAGUGAAGGAAUCUGUGUGUUAGAGAGGAUAGCGUGCUAAUUAGGGAAAAACUUUGGUGUAAAAUUAAGGGAUCAGAUUGCCGAUCCUAAUUUUGGAAGUUUUGGAUCUGGAAGAUUCUGAUAAAACAAACAAAUAGCCAAAAAGAGCAAGUUGUUUUUAGGGUUUUCUUACCAUAUCAGAUGCUACAUUGAUAGAAGAAACUUAAAAUAAAAAUCGCAUUGCCGGUUUUUUGGAUGUGUAAAUGUGCAGGGUAGAGAAGAGUGAGAGAAAGAGAGAGAUGGGAGGAGGAGGAGGGAUUUUUAAGGGAGAAAAGCAGCAGCAAUUGAAGAGUGGUGGUGGUUCCAGAAUGAAGCUUUGGAUGAUAAGGGCUACGACGUCGGUUUUGCUCUGGACUUGCAUAGUCCAGUUAACGGCAAUUGGUGAGACUUGGGGUCCCAGAGUCUUGACCGUUUGGCCUCCUUGUUUUAACCGCGAGUCCGACGCAGCCUCUGCUAUUGUUCAGGAUAAGGUUCCGUCGGUUCCUGCGCGUGUUCUCCCUCCUAAGAGGGUCUAUAAGAACAAUGGCUACCUUAUGGUUUCGUGCAAUGGAGGUCUCAAUCAAAUGAGAGCGGCGAUUUGUGACAUGGUGGCUAUUGCGAGGCAUUUGAAUGUUACUCUUAUAGUCCCUGAACUGGAUAAAGCCUCCUUCUGGGCUGAUCCUAGUGAAUUCCAAGAUAUAUUUGAUGUGGAUCAUUUUAUUACAUCAUUGAGAGAUGAGGUCAGGAUAUUGAAAGUGUUGCCUCCUAGACUCAAGAGGAGAGUGGAACUAGGAAGAGUUUAUUCUAUGCCUCCAGUUAGUUGGUCUGAUAUAUCUUACUAUCAUAAUCAGAUUCUCCCUCUGAUACAGAAGUACAAAGUUGUACAUCUGAACAGAACUGAUGCUCGACUUGCCAACAAUGGUCAACCUUUGGAGAUUCAAAAACUCCGCUGCCGUGUAAAUUUUAGCGCUUUAAGAUUUACUACACAGAUAGAGGAGUUGGGUAAAAGAGUUAUCAGACUCUUAAGACAGAAUGGUCCUUUCCUGGUACUUCACCUUAGAUAUGAAAUGGACAUGUUGGCAUUUUCUGGCUGCACUCAAGGUUGCAACAAGGAGGAGGUGGACGAGUUGACAAGGAUGAGAUAUGCAUAUCCUUGGUGGAAAGAGAAAAUUAUAAAUUCCGACUUGAAGAGGAAAGAUGGAUUGUGCCCUUUGACACCUGAGGAAACUGCUCUUACUCUGAGGGCCCUGGACGUUGAUCCUAGUAUACAGAUUUAUAUUGCUGCUGGCGAAAUAUAUGGUGGACAAAGGAGAAUGGCGAGUCUUGCGGCAGCUUAUCCAAGAUUGGUCAGAAAGGAAACUCUGUUGGAACCAGCAGACCUUAGGUUUUUCCAGAACCACUCAUCCCAGAUGGCAGCAUUAGAUUAUCUUGUGUCGUUGGAGAGUGACAUUUUUGUUCCUACAUAUGAUGGAAACAUGGCUAAAGUUGUUGAAGGCCAUCGCAGAUUCCUUGGCUACAAGAAGACAAUCUUGUUGGAGAGAAGGCUUUUGGUUGAUCUUAUUGACCAGUAUACUAAUGGAUCUCUAAGUUGGGAUGAGUUUUCUGCUGCUGUAAAGGAAGCUCAUGCCGAUCGCAUGGGAGGACCAAGUAGUAGGAUGGUGAUCCCAGACAGACCAAAAGAAGAGGAUUACUUCUACUCCAAUCCUGAAGAAUGUUUACAACCAUCAUCAUUUGAUCCAUUAAGUAGUACAUGAUUGUCGUGUUGUGAGAGAGUGGCAUUUACCAGUGUUCUCUCAGGGUGGUAGCUACUUUGACAGAUGAAAAGGUAGUUCCCUACUCAGAGGUGAAGUGAUAAUGAUUGAUGUUGUUCUUAAGAGCAUUUACGAAGAUAAUUGUGGUUGGUAAACUUCGAAAAAGCCUGAGAGAAAUCUUCAGAAGGAACUGGAGAAGGUGAAGAUCUUUUAAUAUAUGCCAAUAAUUCAUUUUGUGUAUAGAAGGUAGCCUGCCAUUACAGGGUGAUAUGAGAUAAAAAUUUGGUUGUACACUGAGGGAAGCAAAUAUAAAAUUGUUUUUACUUUGGAACCAGAGAUUCAUGGAAGGAUCUGUCCCUCCCUUGGCCUUCCGCUUUCUAUUUUUUUUUUUUUUUUUUUUGUAGAUCGACGACCAUGGUCUUGUGAGUUCCCUAGCAUAUAUUACAUUCUAAAUUUUAUCUUUUAAUUCACACUAUGCAAAUUCAUUGCUA
Pistacia vera is the source of this 2554-nucleotide messenger RNA. Its product is annotated as rhamnogalacturonan I rhamnosyltransferase 1-like. Gene Ontology annotation, cellular component: cytoplasm. Lineage: Eukaryota; Viridiplantae; Streptophyta; Magnoliopsida; Sapindales; Anacardiaceae. Bases 537 to 2066 code for a protein of 509 amino acids. The record is from RefSeq and is a predicted model, not a curated record. The transcript is spliced from 8 exons.